UGAUCCUGGAAGUCUCUUUCAACCUUAAUAAUUCUAGGGCUCUCUGAAGGGGCUAGUUUGGGUGUAAGCAUCUGCUGGGGAAAUUACGGCCCCUCUGUUUGGGUUUCAGCCUCAGCCUGGCGGGGCAGGCAGGCGCCAUUUUUGUUUCAGUCAGAGGCUCCCGGAACAGAAGACGGCGACCGGCAACACGCUUCCCACUCUCCCUACAGCAGCUGCCGUGAAAGCCGCCUGCCUGACAUGCUCUGCUUUUGUAUGAGGGGGGCAGCUGCUGCUGGCCUGGCCCCAGCCUUGUCGGCCGCUCCCAGGGGGGCUGCCGGCAGCUCCCUCCACCCCCUGGGAUUUCCUCACUGCAGAAGCGGCCCCGUGCGCCGCCAUUUCCCGCUGCGCUGCGCAACGCGCCUGCCCCACAGCUGGUCGCCUCAGCAGGUCUUUUCCCCCGAGCUGCUCUGCAGUUCAUCAGCCUGUAACCUUGCAAGGGGUUCCACUUGCCUAGGGGCGUGCCUCUGCAUUGGUCCUUGCUGCUUUUCAUUGUUUUGCUCUUGGCCUGUUCCCCCUAAGCCUUGGUUGGUCCCUCCAGGCAGCAGUCCUGCCUUCAAGCACAAUGCCUGGUCCUCCUGGUUUGCUCUUUGCAGGUCGGUGCAACCUUGUCCGGGGCUGCAAGAGGGGCCAUGUGCAGUGGCAAGCUGCAGACAGGUUUGCUGGUGGCCGGCUACUUCGUCUACUUGCUGGUGGGUGCAGCUGUAUUCCAGGCACUGGAGAGGACCGCUGAAAAGCAGCAGAAAAUGGCAGCCGCCCAGAUGAAGGAGGCAUUUCUGCAGAAUUUCCCCCACCUCACAGUGGCAGAGAUGGAACAAUUUAUGAAGAACCUGACUGAAGCCAUUCAGAAUGGAGUAUACCCUGUUGGAAAUGAAUCACAGACUGAAAACAGCAACUGGGAUUUCAGCAACUCCUUCUUCUUUGCAGGCACAGUGGUCUCCACAAUAGGCUAUGGCACUCUCCGUCCUAAAACUGCUGGGGGACAGAUCUUCUGUGUCUUUUUUGCUCUCUUUGGAAUCCCUCUGAAUAUUGUUUUUCUGCACCGUGUUGGUAAGAUGCUCUCGCUGCUGUGUAAAAAGCUGGGGAAAUUCCUGUACGAGAAAGGAAUGAGAAAGAAGAAGAUCAAAUUUCUGACCCUUUUGUUCUUUUUGGCCACCGGGAUCCUAGUGUUUCUGUGCUUGCCGUCACUCUUCUUCCAGAUAACAGAGGGCUGGUCCUACAGCGAAGGAAUUUAUUUUGCAUUUAUCACCCUCAGCACCAUUGGCUUUGGAGAUUAUGUAGUAGGUAAACAACCUGGCAGGAUUUAUUUUUCCUACUACCGAACACUUGUGGCCAUUUGGAUUCUUUUUGGCCUUGCUUGGAUUGCUCUCCUAUUUAAUUUAUUGACAACAGUUCUAGAAGAUACUGAAAAAAUAAUUGUCAAGGAUCUCCAUCAAAUUGUAAAGGUGAGUAAGGACAAUGAAGCAAGCCAACCAAGAAGAUGCUGGCCUGCUCAUUUUUUACCAGAAGAAGAAGUAAUACCACCAUGUGCUGGAGGGGAUGCACAGAAAAUGGAGUCAUUAGCAGCAGGUUCUGAACAAACAAAAUAAUAAGAACAAUGUUUUUUACUUAUAGCCAAAAAUACUGCCAUUACAUAUGGAGAUUGAAGUCUUCGGUGGAAAAUUGCUAGUGCAUUAUUCUAAAGAAAUUCCCAUGGAAAUAAAAUUUCUCCUACCUUUUGCUGAAAUAUGACCUUUCCAAACCCAAGACUUAUAGUUACACAGACACACAGUAUUAAUGGUAAGAAAUUUGCUCUUCAGUUUGCAGCCAUAAUGUGCUAAAACAUGACAAGUGCUUUCAUUUUGCAAGGCUUUUUUUUUUUUAAGGUACCUUCGUAAAAAUGCAGAGGAGGGUCAUGGCAGAGCUAGCUGUUUGUGUUCAAGUUUUUCUGCUUGCAAAAUUCACGUCUCUUCCAGGAACUGAUAUGAACAAGCUUUCUGAGUCAUUGCAUAGCACUAGGUUGGAAGAAGAAAUACAAGCAUAUAACUGAAUAGGUGCCUGAUUUGAACCGUAAUAUUGGAUAAACUAACAUGAUCUGAAAGACAUGUUUGAAGGACAAGACCUGGGUGCAGUUCAGAGACUCUAGAGGCAUCUAAUGAACAGGGUUAGAAAAAGGUUAGCUGUGUUAGAAAUUAUUAAUUCUACCUCUUUCUGUUUUAUAUGAAGAUGAAUAAAGAUGAUUCCAAGUUCUGUC
Oxyura jamaicensis (ruddy duck) is the source of this 2269-nucleotide messenger RNA. RefSeq names its product potassium channel subfamily K member 16-like. Gene Ontology annotation, molecular function: potassium ion leak channel activity. Bases 669 to 1625 code for a protein of 318 amino acids. Gene Ontology annotation, cellular component: membrane. The transcript is spliced from 6 exons. Gene Ontology annotation, biological process: stabilization of membrane potential; potassium ion transmembrane transport. Lineage: Eukaryota; Metazoa; Chordata; Aves; Anseriformes; Anatidae. The record is from RefSeq and is a predicted model, not a curated record.